AUGGAAGAAAAUCCAACAGCGGGUCUUAUUGAUGAAACAUCAGAUAUUGAAAUUGAUUAUGACGAAGAUGGUAACCCUAUAGCACCACCUAAGAAAAAAGAAAUAGACCCAUUACCUCCCAUAGAUCAUUCUUUAAUAAAAUACCAAAGCUUUGAAAAGAAYUUUUACACUCCACAUAAUGAAAUAUCAUCUUUAACUGUGGAUAAAGUAAUUCAGUUACGUAAGACUCUUGGUCUCAGAGUAAAUGGGGCCGAUUUACCUUAUCCAGUCACAUCAUUUGCUCAUUUUAAUUUUGAUGACGCCUUAAUGAAAAUCAUUCGCAAGUCUGACUAUGUACAACCUACUCCKAUUCAAAGUCAAGCAGUUCCUGCUGCACUUGCUGGACGUGAUAUCAUUGGUAUUGCCAAAACUGGAAGUGGUAAAACGUUAGCAUUCGUAUGGCCAAUGUUGGUUCACAUAAUGGAUCAACCAGAACUGAAAGAAGGUGAUGGGCCAGUUGGUUUGAUAUUGGCACCUACUAGAGAAUUGUCUCAACAAAUCUAUGCAGAAGCAAAAAAAUUUGGAAAGAUCUAUAACCUGAGAGUAGUGUGUUGUUAUGGAGGCGGUUCAAAGUGGGAACAAUCCAAAGCACUUGAAGGAGGYGCUGAAAUCAUAGUAGGUACUCCUGGCAGAGUAAUCGAUUUAGUAAAAAUGUCUGCAACCAACUUAACUAGAGUAACAUUCCUAGUACUAGAUGAAGCUGAUAGAAUGUUCAAUAUGGGUUUUGAACCUCAAGUGCGCUCGAUUUGUGACCACGUGAGACCAGAUCGCCAAACAUUAUUGUUUUCUGCCACAUUUAAAAARAAGGUUGAAAAGUUGGCACGCGAUAUUCUUACUGAUCCUAUAAGAAUUGUUCAAGGAGAUAUUGGUGAAGCAAAUACUGAUGUAACACAAAUUAUGUUGGUGAUGCCACAAAGUGACAAGUGUCAAUGGCUAUUGGAUAAUUUAGUUCAAUUUACAUCAACUGGAUCCAUUCUCGUAUUUGUUACUAAAAAAUUAGACGCAGAACAACUAGCUAGUACAUUGACUGUAAAGGAGUAUGAAGUGUUACUGUUACAUGGUGACAUGGACCAAGCCGAAAGGAACAAAGUAAUAACAAAAUUCAAAAAACAAGAAGUCAACAUAAUGGUAGCCACCGAUGUUGCUGCUAGAGGUCUGGAUAUAGCUCAUAUYAGAACAGUUGUGAAUUAUGACAUAGCUAGAGAUAUUGACACACAUACACAUCGUAUUGGAAGAACUGGUCGAGCGGGAGAAAAAGGUACAGCAUUUACUUUAGUCACACCAAAAGAUUAUGAAUUUGCUGGUCACUUGGUACGAAGUCUUGAAGGUGUGGGACAGGAAGUUCCCAAACCACUUUUAGAUCUCGCCAUGCAGAGCUCUUGGUUCAGAAAAAGUCGUUUCAAAGGCGGAAAGGGUAAAUCAGUAACUGCU
Messenger RNA from Diuraphis noxia (Russian wheat aphid), 1470 nucleotides. RefSeq names its product ATP-dependent RNA helicase DDX42. Gene Ontology annotation, molecular function: nucleic acid binding; ATP binding; RNA helicase activity. The record is from RefSeq and is a predicted model, not a curated record. NCBI's taxonomy places the organism in Eukaryota, Metazoa, Arthropoda, Insecta, Hemiptera, Aphididae.